AAUUCUGUAAGUAGUUCUAAUUUACUAUCACUGUUCUCUAGCUGGUCUAAAACCGCUUUUGAGCUAAAGGGACGCUUUUUGGGCGCCAUGGAUGUUUUUUUCAGUUUCCAGGCAGAAAGAACAGUCAAAAUGCAGGCAGGGCACAGGACAAAGCAGUAGGGACAAAAUGUAUGUGAAAUGGUUUUGAUACAUGAAUGUCACUUUUAAAAUUUUUGAAUUUCCCGGCGGUUCUGGCCCCCGUACGUCCCGAAGCUCGCAGGGAACGGAACCUGGAAGACGGAUGCCGGCAUUGGCCGGAGGAGAUGGCCGGGGACACUGCAGGGGGGACAU
Molecule: messenger RNA, 330 nt
Organism: Staurois parvus
Lineage: Eukaryota; Metazoa; Chordata; Amphibia; Anura; Ranidae
Source: the annotation of a GenBank genome assembly